This is a messenger RNA of Notolabrus celidotus (New Zealand spotty), 4496 nucleotides long. It is a transcript of the gene gmeb1, whose product is annotated as glucocorticoid modulatory element binding protein 1. The transcript has 10 exons. The record is from RefSeq and is a predicted model, not a curated record. Gene Ontology annotation, biological process: positive regulation of transcription by RNA polymerase II. Bases 365 to 2164 code for a protein of 599 amino acids. Gene Ontology annotation, molecular function: DNA-binding transcription activator activity, RNA polymerase II-specific; RNA polymerase II cis-regulatory region sequence-specific DNA binding. Lineage: Eukaryota; Metazoa; Chordata; Actinopteri; Labriformes; Labridae. Gene Ontology annotation, cellular component: nucleus.
AAGGACAACCUUAUAUUUCACUACGUGCAUCCCUAUUUAUUCGUGGGUUAAAUAUUGGGCGCUUUUACGACACUAACGAUGGUUUAAGCCGGGAUUUCGGGUAAAUUGGCCGGCCAGGCUCGCAGAGAAUGGAGGGGCAACGCCGUCGCCGUGCCGUUGUUUGCUGUACGUGCCGCCGCACAGGGAGACGUCAUUUUGAGGGGGAGCGGAGAGUUAAAAUGCAGAGUUACGAAGGGACGUACGGUUCAGAGACAAGCGGCACGUAACCGUCACACUGUAAAUGCAAAGCUAUAACCGUCUCGAUGAACAAACUGGACAGCUCUAAUACAAAAGCGGCCCCUCUCUGCAGUCUACUCUGAGUGCGAUGGCGACCAAUGACGAGGUCACGAUGUCCAUGGCCGAAGUGGUGAUGGUGAAGACUGACGGUGAAGAGGAUCCGAACGACCCAAACAAAACUCAGGUCAUCCUCCAGCUCCAGCCUAUCACGACAGGAGAUGAAUCUGCAGAGACAGAUGCAGCUGUCAUGGCCGUUGAAGCACAUCAAGAACAAACUGAUGGAGAGGAUGUGGAGAUUGGCUGUCCCAUAACAUGCGGCGACUGUAAAGCUGUGCUGCUCGUGAAGAAAUUUGUGUGUCCAGGAAUCAACGUGAAAUGUGUGAAGUAUGAAGACCAGCUGAUUAGCCCAAAGCAGUUUGUGCACAUUUCUGGAAAAGCCACUCUGAAGGACUGGAAGAGAGCCAUCAGGAUGGGAGGAGUCAUGCUAAGAAAAAUGAUGGAUUCUGGUCAGCUGGACUUCUACCAACACAGCACACUUUGCACCAACACGUGUCGCAGCACCAAGUUUGACCUUCUGAUCAACAACACACGGUUCCCUCCUGAUGGCACGGGGCUGAACACGCCAACGUCCUCGCAGGCUCAAGUGGUUCUGGGUAACGGCGCGGCUGUGGGCGAGGACAGAGUCGAGGUCCUGAGCGGGAAGGUAGACUGGAGCUCGCUGGAGUCUGCAGACAAGAAGGAGUCUAAUGAGAUCUCAGAGGACACGCUGAACUUCUGGAAGGGGAUCGCUGACGUGGGUUUGCUGGGUGAAGUGGUGACUAACAUCAGCACGGUGCUGCAGGAGCUGCUGAGCGGUGUGCAGCAGCGCAAAGAACCAGCAGCUCUACAGGAAACAGAUUCCUGUCUGGUAGAGGUGGCAGUGCUCAGUAACCUCGCCCAGGUGUUCGGUCUGCUCGACCUGGUGAAAGAGAUGCUGGAGAGGAGGAGGCAGCAGACGGAUCCCUGUCAGGAGCAGAUCCUCAGCACGCUCACCAAUCUGGAGGUGCAGCUGGAAGAGCAGAGGAAGCAGCAGCAGGUGCGGGCUCUCUUGUCCUGCCCUCAGCCUGCCAAAAACAAAAAUCCCACCAAACGUCAGACCAAGAGGCCUCGUCUCCAGAGACCUGCCUCCACCACCACCCUCCUGACCUCCCCCAUCAGUCAGCAGGCCACCCUGCAGCCACAGCAGUUCACCGUUCUCUCCCCCAUCUCUCUGUCCUCUGUGGGUCAGCCGUUCACCAUGGCCGGCCUGCCCAUCGCCUCCCUGGCCCAGUCCUCCAACACGGUCACCCUGCUGCCCGCCGGCUCACAGCUCUUCACCCGCUACAUGGUGGCUGGGGACGGUAAGGGGGACACCAUCACCUUGCACCCGUCCUCAGGCCUCACGUUGGUGGGCACCACCCCCAUGCAGGACUCCAGCCAGCUGGGCACAAUGGUGAGCCCCUUAGAGCUGGUGCACCUGAGCCAGCAAGCCGGGGGGACGGAGAUGGUGCCCAUAGAAGGCCAGGUGGUGGAUGGCACCAUGCUGGUGCAGCAGGAGGUCAUGCAGGGGGAGGUGGAGGCCGGCCAGGAGCACACAGUCAUCGAGAUUAAUCCGGCCCCCAUGGAGCAGACGGUGGGAGUGAUGGAGCUACAGCUGAGCGGGGACUCGGGCAGAGAGGGGGCCGCCAUGAUGGUCCAGAGCGGGAUGGAGGUGACGAUGGCUGCAGGGGUAGAGGAGACACAGUGCCAAAUGCAGGAGGGUCAGACUGAGGGGGUUCAGGGUCUGCAGCUGGAUGCCAGCGGACAGUUGUCAGGUGUACAGAUAGUAGUGAUAGAAGAAAACACUCAGGAAGAAAACAAGGUCAAAUGAGACACGCCUCCUGUGUCAUCCAGCAGAGCAGGACUCAAUGAGCUUGCAUAGACUUGUCAAACUGUAAAUACACACAAUUUCCAAAUCCACAACUCAACUUGGUCUCGAGCGAGCUCUAGGGUAGCCAUUUCUCCUCUUACAGUGUGUGUGUGUGUUGAUGCUCCUCUGAACUCCUGGAUGAUUUGAAACAAAGAAGCAUUGAAACAAAGAGUGUACUGUAUGCUUGUGUUUGAAGGUAUUUAAACGAUAACUCUGGUUUUUGAUGAUCUGAGUGAAAGUCUGUUAUUUGGCAUCAUCUCUGGCUCUAAAUGUGACGUGGAGCUCUCCAGGUCGGCUGCUGAGAUGUGAGAAAACUGUAUGCACACAGUUUUCCCUGAGCAGUGAUGAGUGAACAUUUAUGUCCUUUUUUUCAUUUAAUCUAUGAUUUUACGACAACAAGCUUCACGUUGGUUUUAUUUAACUUUGCAGGCUUUUAUGUGGCAAUAACUUGAAAGAUGUGGACUUUGAUUGAAAGCUUUAACGUGCCAUCGGACAGCUGGCGAGGUAUGUCCACAAAGAAGUUCUUGUUUUGGCCUCUGAACGGCUCAGAUCUUUAUUCCUGAUGUUUGACAUCAUAGAAUAGAUCCUUGGUUAAACAGAUCAAUAUGUUAAGAUAUGAUAAUUAAUUCAACCAGAAACAAAAGUCUCAUCCCUCUUUUCAAAGCCACUACACGCUUCAUUGACAAAAACAGAUGUUUUACUUCACAGAACAAAGCUGUAGUGUUGCUUGUUUACUCCUUCCCUGAUUGGUUCAAAUGUAGUCAUUGAAAGGAUUAGUGAUUGUCAGCAACACAAUGAGGAAAACAAACUGUACAGCAAACUCUCUUUGCUUUUCAAUUUAAAGUCUGGUGGCUUUGACGACAGUGAUGUACCUGCAAGAACUCAAAACUAAGCAAGUGUUUAUGUCUCAUUUCAGGUCAAAAAUAUCUUCUUAGACUUAAAAUAAGCCACACUCAUCUGAGAAGCCAAGAGAAACGUCUUAUUUGAAGAUCAUACAAGCCAUAAUUAAGGCCUGAAUUGCAUCUAAUGAGUAAAACAAAUUCUGUCAAUGGAAUAAGACAAGUGUACUUGUUAAGUUUCUUGAAUUAAAACAUUAUUCUUAUUUCAAUAAACUUUAAUGGUACAUUUUGCUGAUUCCAUUGGCAGAUUUUUUUGCUCUUUACAAGCAAUUCAGGUCUUAUUUAAGGCUUUUAGUAUCUUAAAAUAAGACAUUUUUCUGGACUUGUUUGGAGAAUGUGGCUUAUUAAGUCUAAAAAGACAUUUUAUACUAGAAAUAAGAUACUUAGUGUAUAUCUGUAGACUCCCUGUCUUUGACCACAUCGGACCCUGAAUAAUAAUCAGAACCUGUCCGUGGUCUUUAAAAGGUCCUGUGUGGUUCAGAAGCAGAACUGGUCCAAAGUGAUGUUAGCAACAGGAACCCCAAACUAAGGUCAUAUGAACAAAAAGCUGUGGACCGGUCCCGAUGUCCCCUAAUGUCAGCGAUCCCCUCGGUCAGUGAAGUGUCAUCAAAUCUACAGAAACGAUGCACACCCCGAGUUGUAACUACUUAAGCCUCUAUGAACAACCAUAGGACUAGAGUAAGAAGUAAGAAGUGUUCACGCAGGGCUCAGCAGCUUUCCUGUUUCACCCUGAAGCAGCCGGCUGUGUGAGCUCUCUGCUGCCGAUCACACUCUCUACCAGUAAGUGUUUGUCACCUGAGGCUGGGAUUUAUUGCACUGUCUGUUGUGUCGUAGCAUCGCGUUGAAGCUGUAUUGUUUUUGCACUGUCCUGUUAGGACUACAGGAGGAUGUUUGCAAAGAUGCCUGCUCUCCCGACCUUCCUUUUAGAAAUCAGUUUUUAUUUCAGUGUGUAGUUCAAAGGAAGCGGACUGAACUGCUCUCACUGGAAACGCGUCGCUUUGGCACUUACUUUCACAGUGGUCUCUCGCCUCCUGAUUUCACUCACAUUUCUUUUCUAUAUUGUGACUGUGUUUCUUGAUUUCUUCAUGAUAGACUGCGUGAGCUACUGGGCUGACUGUUUGAGUCGAUAUAUGAAAACAAAAAUGUAAAAAUACUAAAUGUCAAACUCUUGUAUGUCUGUAUUUUACACUUGUAAAAAGGUGUCAUAUUUAUUAGUUUCCAAACCUCCUGGUUCAGGUGCAGACAUGGUUUAAUUUAUGCUAGUUCACAUCAACAAAGACCUGUUCACAGCUUGUGCAUUUUCAGUCAUUUAAUUUAACAAAUGAGAGUAUUUGCAUACUGACUUUGUAAUGUGUUUUAAUAUCAGAUUAAAACAGAGAAAACAGAACAUGGAA